CGGCUGUGCUUCCUCCGCCCCCUCCUAAUGGAGUGAACCAUUCCCAGCUCUUCCCCCUCUCUCCUUCAGUCUCUCUCCGUGUGUGUGUGAGUGUGUGUGUGUGUGUGUCUCUCUCUCUUUCUCCCUCUGCUGCUCUCUCUCUCUCUCUUCAUUCUCUCCCUCUCUCUCCUCCCUCUGCUUUCCCGGUGCAUAAAGUCUCCGUCGCUCCUGGAACUUGUUGGCAAUGCCUAUUUUUCAGCUUUCCCCCGCGUUCUCUAAACUAACUAUUUAAAGGUCUGCGGUCGCAAAUGGUUUGACUAAACGUAGGAUGGGACUUAAGUUGAACGGCAGAUAUAUUUCACUGAUCCUCGCGGUGCAAAUAGCGUACCUGGUGCAGGCCGUGAGAGCAGCGGGCAAGUGCGAUGAGGUCUUUAAGGGCUUUUCAAACUGUUUGCUCAAGCUGGGCGAAAGCGUGGUCAACUACCCGCAGGGCCUGGAUGACAAGACGAACAUCAAGACCAUGUGCACGCCUUGGCUGGGCCUCCACUGCCCAAGGGGAUGCUGUAGCCUGGAGUGGGCAGAGGAGGGUUGUUCUGCUGUGGCCCAGUCCAACAGGGGCUUGCUCACCCUCCCAGCAGAAACCAGGGCGAGGGGCAGGGAGAACUGCUACCAAUUUCUCCUUUUGGAGCAGUCUUCUUCAGUCUUCCUCAGUCUUUGCUUCUGAAUGAGAGGCCCUCCCAGUACCCUACAAAGAAUAAUAAUUUUGGUUUUGGGAAGGCAUAGGUAAUGAUAAAUUUGCCUAAAAGGAAAGUCUCGUCUAUUUUGUCCAUUUCCCCUGAUCAAAACUCCCCUCAAGUACACAUCAAGAAAUCUGGAGUGCAGACUAGGGAGCACUGGGCCCCCUUCCUCCUUCUGGGAGAAAGGGUGAGAGAAUAUUUUGUUCCUUGCCAAUGACUCUGCCCAAGAAGAACGUGUUCCGGGCAUCCAGUGACUGCUGAGUUUAUAGUAAUUUGCUAGGUUUAGGCCCUCUGUGUUUUCUGUUUCCCUCCCUUGUUUGGUCUACAUGUGUUAACAGGCCAGGGCCCUUAAGGGUCUAAGGAGGGCCAUGAAAGAGUUCAUGGCCAGGCUCAGUGAUGUUUUAGCUGCUGCAAGCCCUAGAAAUAUACCUGGCCUCUGCAAUAAUACACACUAUAUUUUGUUUUUCAAAAACAGAUGUGAUACCUCUCUCCUUCAUAAUGACCCUUUCAAUAAAGUCAAGGCUAGGGUAUUCCUUGUACCCCAGAGGUUGGAGUGACCAUUUGCUGUACCACCUUUUUUAUACUGUGAAGUUCUCUCUAAUUCUUGGGGACAAGGGAUAUAUUUAUUUAAAUUACGAGUAAUUAAACAGGGAUCAAUUUUGCUACACAUUUUUGCAAAUAUCCAGAUACCCACUAGGAGCCACAGCAGCUAAGUAGCUGGUACCUUCCUAUCAGGAAAGGGACAAAUGUUUGGGUCUGGGAUGCAUACCUACCUAUUGUAAUUCCAAGUUUCUGGUGCUAGGUAAGAUUACAUCUAUACAUCAUAAAAGGUUAAAUAUAGACCAGCUCCCAAAUGCUCCAUCAUUUGCCAGGACUUGGUUAUUCCAAGUUAUUUGAUUGUUUUGUGUGUGCAAGAUUUCCAGAAAAAUGGAAAUGAGGAAGGCCCCUCCCAGAGAUCACAGAUC
Molecule: messenger RNA, 1681 nt
Organism: Pipistrellus kuhlii (Kuhl's pipistrelle)
Lineage: Eukaryota; Metazoa; Chordata; Mammalia; Chiroptera; Vespertilionidae
Gene: NRN1
Product: neuritin 1
Exons: 3
Coding region: 308-703 (131 amino acids)
Biological process (GO): neuron projection extension; nervous system development
Cellular component (GO): plasma membrane
Source: RefSeq, a predicted model, not a curated record